CCUUUGCAUUUUAAUGUUAGUGGUAAUAUUUGAAUAUUAGCUUCCGGAUAUUGAAUGCACAGAUGUAACAGGAAAUAUAUAGAUUUGCUCUAUACUUUACACUCACUUUACACACAGAUUGACGACCAUAAAGUCUGAAAUCCGAUUGAAAGUAUUUAGCACAAAUACAAAUAUACAAAUACCAGUUAAAAAAGGAGAAUACCACACAAAAUGCAACAUAGUCUACCACACUUGCCACAAUUAUACCACAAUUGCACCAUAAGGAAGGGAAAGCUUAGAAAUAGACUUCAAACAGUACUGUCCAUGGAUGUAAAAAAACAAGCUUGAAACAUCUUUAUUGAAGUUUAAGUUGGGAUAUUUGAUUUGCCCUUACAGGAAUAAUAUCCAUUACCUUCAGUUUGAUGGUGCAGUCGCCCCCUGCUGGUCCCUCUGGCCAGCAGCAUGUAAAGGCGUGGCCAGUCAUAUUUGUGCCAGUUACCUGACAGCAACAAGAUUAAAGGACGCUGCUGGCGGCGUCCGCUUUAAUCGACACAGAAGCAAAACAACAUGGUGGAACAAACAAGACAGCCGAGUCGCGUCGUCUCCCCCCAGGCUGGACCAGGGGAGGUGGGCGCUGACGCCCUGUUUGACGUGAACCUCAGGAUAAACGACAGAGCUGCACGGGCCUUCGGGCGCCGGUUGGCUGCGAUCGGAGAUCAGCUGGAGCGGGAGUGGACGGGCAGAAGACCAAACCACCGGCUACCAACUCCUCUUCACAUGCUGCGACCCGCUCAGGCACUGACCAGGACCAUUUAUCGAGAUAUCCACAGCCAGCUGUGGGGCAUCCAGGGCCUGUCUGCGGCGGUGAAGGCCUGGAUAGCGAGCGCCGCCCCGGGGGGGGCGGGGGUCCUCCGAGCCGACGCCUGGGCCGCCUGGGUGUGGAGUUUGAAACCAGUAACCUGCGCUGGCUGGACCAGAGGAGCACUGGUGGCUGCAGUGACUGUUUUCGGGGCCUUCUUGGUGGAAUGGAAAGACUAAAAAAAAAAAAAAAAAAAAAAAAGGCCCCAAGCGAGGUUUUAGGCCAUUAUACAUUUGACCAAAAUAUGUUUGCAAAAUUAAUGACAAUUAUUGUUUAUUUUCCGUUGUUAACUUCUACUUCUCUUUUUAUACUUUUUGAAAGAUGUAUUGAUUUUCAAACAAAAUCACCGUAAUUAUAUGAUUUAAAAAAAAAAAAAAUACUGUAAAAGGUGUAAUGGCAUGUGCAAAUGGUUUUUGCAGUUUUUCCCCAGGGAGUUGGCCAGCGUAUUGUAGCAAUGACGUGUUGGUUUACCGUUGUAUUAAAAUGUCAAAAAAGCAUGUUUCCCAUGACAGGACUGCUGCUGGCCUGCAGUCAUUUGUAUCCAUAUUAGUUUCCUACUGGCUUAAGACGCCAACAUUUUUACACAUAUGAAGUCUGGCUUAAUAUAACAAAAUAAUAAAUUAUGGGAGCUGGA
Messenger RNA from Pungitius pungitius (ninespine stickleback), 1472 nucleotides. It is a transcript of the gene bik, whose product is annotated as BCL2 interacting killer. Bases 547 to 1017 code for a protein of 156 amino acids. NCBI's taxonomy places the organism in Eukaryota, Metazoa, Chordata, Actinopteri, Perciformes, Gasterosteidae. The transcript is spliced from 6 exons. The record is from RefSeq and is a predicted model, not a curated record.